Molecule: messenger RNA, 970 nt
Organism: Ananas comosus (pineapple)
Lineage: Eukaryota; Viridiplantae; Streptophyta; Magnoliopsida; Poales; Bromeliaceae
Product: cation/H(+) antiporter 15-like
Exons: 3
Coding region: 8-862 (284 amino acids)
Biological process (GO): regulation of pH
Cellular component (GO): endomembrane system
Source: RefSeq, a predicted model, not a curated record
CGCCAACAUGCACGAGGAUGUGUGCAAUGGCGCCGAGGACAUCCGCGCCUGCCUCGUCCUCGUCCCCUUCCACAAGGAGCAGAGGUACGACGGUCGAAUGCUGUGCCGGAAGGACGGGCGGCGCCACAUGAACCUGAAGGUGCUCCAGCACGCGCCCUGCACCGUCGGCAUCCUCGUCGACCGCCGCAUGGGCGGCGGCGUCAGCAACAGCAUGAAGAGCAACGGUGGCAGCAUGCGCGCCGCUCGCGACGCUGACGCGGGCCCGCAGGCAGCAGCAGCCACCGCCGACGCGCAGGUCCUGCACCACGUCGUUGCCAUCUUCUUCGGCGGCCCUGACGACCGCGAGGCGGUGGCGUACGCCGGCCGGCUCGCCAUGCACCCGUCCGUCAACAUGACCGUCAUCAGGUUCCUCCACGCCUCCGACAAUCGGAUGAACUCCUCCUCGUCCCGAGUCAGGACGGAGUCGUCGAGCAACACUAGCGAGGUCGCGAUGAUGUUCGACGAGGACCGGGAUGCCGAGGAGGACGAGGAGUUCAUGGCGAAUUUCCACAAUAGAUUUGUAGCGUCAGGGAUCGUGACCUACCUGGAGAAGUAUGUGGGCAACGGGCCGGAGUCGGUGACGGCGCUGAGCGUGAUGGCGGGAAUGUACUCGCUCUUCAUAGUGGGGAAGGGCGGAGACCGGAAAAUGCCGACGACGGCGGGGAUCGGCGACUGGGAGGAGUGCUCGGAGUUGGGCCCAGUUGGGGAUCUCCUGGCAUCUGAGGAUUUUAUGGAUACUGGGUCAGUGCUGGUCCUUCAACAGCACAGGUUAUCAAAAACAGGACAGAAAAGCAAAGGCUUAGAGGAUGAGUUCUUGCAAUAGUUUUUAGAGACUUCUGUAAAAAAAAUGUUAUUAAUUAGUCACAUAAUUGGAGUGUAAUUUUAGGUUGUGUUUCAUUUGGAGUAGGCAAUAAUUAAUUAGUGUUCUUCA